AUGGAUAAGACCUUUAUAAUUAUCCCAGCCGUUUUUGGGUCGAUGAUCUUGAUAUUUAUGAUUCUGAGUUUCUUGUGUAGAGGACGUGCAGGUUCUGGGAAAACGGAGUAUGGUAAUGGUCAUUUUGGAGGUGGUGGUUUUGUUGGUGGAGGCGUACAAGACAUAGGUGGCGGUGAUGAUGGUGCGGGGGCGCUUGAAGCUGGCUGGGGAUCAGGAGGAGAUGUUGGUGGAGGUGGAGGUGGAGGUUGUGGAGGAGGGGAUUUUGGAGGUGGCGGAGGAGGAGGGGGAGGUUUUGGCUGCGGAGGGGAUUUUGGAGGUAGUGGAGGAGGAGGGGGAGGUUGUGGCGGCGGAGGGGAUUUUGGAGGUGGUGGAGGAGGAGGGGGAGGUUGUGGCGGCGGCGGUGGAGCGGGAGGAGGAACUGAUGGUGGCUGUUGA
This is a messenger RNA of Carya illinoinensis, 435 nucleotides long. Its product is annotated as glycine-rich protein 5-like. The transcript has a single exon. The record is from RefSeq and is a predicted model, not a curated record. NCBI's taxonomy places the organism in Eukaryota, Viridiplantae, Streptophyta, Magnoliopsida, Fagales, Juglandaceae. Bases 1 to 435 code for a protein of 144 amino acids.